This is a messenger RNA of Trypanosoma cruzi, 2187 nucleotides long. Its product is annotated as trans-sialidase, putative. Gene Ontology annotation, molecular function: exo-alpha-sialidase activity. The transcript has a single exon. Bases 1 to 2187 code for a protein of 728 amino acids. NCBI's taxonomy places the organism in Eukaryota, Euglenozoa, Kinetoplastea, Trypanosomatida, Trypanosomatidae. Gene Ontology annotation, cellular component: intracellular membrane-bounded organelle; cytoplasm; membrane. The record is from RefSeq and is a predicted model, not a curated record. Gene Ontology annotation, biological process: ganglioside catabolic process; oligosaccharide catabolic process.
AUGACCGGAUCCAGCGGAAGGAGGAGGGAAGGAAGAGAGAGUGAGACACAGAGACCCAAAAUGUCACGGCGUGUGUUUAAUUCCACGGUGCUGCUCCUCGUCAUCAUGAUGUGGAUUUGCUGCAACACUGGUGGAGCUGCAGCCGUUGUGGAGGGUAAGUCCGGGGAUGCGCCGCUGCCUCAAUGGGUCGAUAUUUUUGUGCCGGAAAAGACGCAGGUGCUGCCCAAAGAGGGGUCUGAAAGUGGAGUGAAGAAAGCAUUUGCUGCGCCUUCUCUUGUCAAUGCUGGUGGAGUAAUGGUUGCCAUUGCUGAAAGCUUGUUCGGUUAUAACGUCCAUGGACAUGACUUGUUUGGGAUUAAGCCUUACGAAAUUGUGGCCGGGUACAUCAAGGCUGCGGAGUCGUGGCCGUCCAUUGUCGCUGAGGUCAAUGCUAGUACAUGGAGGGCACACACCGUUUUUGGCAGUAGGAAUGGCGAUGAUCGUGUGUGUUAUUUGUACCGGCCCACAGCAGUUGCAAGGGACAAUAAAGUGUUUUUGCUUGUGGGAAGCGAUACUACAAGAUAUGACAACGGUGAUGAUGGGAUGUGGAAGAAAGAUGGCUGGGAUAUUCAACUGGUUGAGGGUGUGGUCACGCAUUCCACGGACGGCGUGCAGAGUACAAUGAUCAGCUGGGGUGAACCCAAGUCGCUUUUACAACAGAUACCCAAACACACUCAAGAUCAGCUGAGGGAUGUUGUGACUGCUGGUGGUUCAGGCAUUGUGAUGCAGAAUGACACGCUUGUGUUUCCCCUGAUGGUGAGUGGGAAAAAUUACCCUUUUUCCAUGAUCACUUACUCGACGGACAAAGGCAAUACCUGGGUGUUCCCAGAGAGCAUUUCUCCUGUAGAAUGCCUUGAUCCCCGCAUCACCGAAUGGAAUAGUGGACAAAUUCUCAUGAUCGUUCAGUGUAAAGAUGGCCAGAGUGUGUUCGAGUCGCGUGACAUGGGGACAACGUGGUCGAAGGCUGUCGGAGCACUCUCAGGCGUGUGGACCAAGUCAAAACCAGGAGCUCCCUGGGACAAAAGUUUGCAUGUGGGAGCCCUCAUCACCGCGACCAUUGAGGGAAGGAAGGUCAUGCUGUACACUCAGAGAGGGUACACCUCGGGGGAGAAAGAGGCCAAUGCGCUCUACCUUUGGGUGACGGACAACAACCGUACGUUUCAUGUUGGACCGCUUUUUUUGGAGGAUAAUGUGAAUGAGACGCUUGCCAACGCCCUGCUGUACUCGGAUGGUGCGUUGCACCUUUUAAAGGAGAGGGCCAAUGAAAAAGACGAGGCCAUUUCACUUGCCCGUCUAACGGAGGAGCUGAAUACAAUCAAGUCCACCCUCAGUACUUGGGCAAAGCUUGACGCCUCCUUCUCCGAGUCAUCCACACCCACGGCUGGUCUGGUUGGAUUCCUGUCCAAUACGUCGUCCGGUGGCGACACGUGGAACGACGAUUACCGCUGCGUGCAUGCAUCCGUGACGAAGGCAGCGAAGGUCAAAAAUGGGUUCAAAUUCACGGGGCCUGGGUCCAGGGCAACAUGGCCCGUGAACAGCCGGGAGGAUAAUAAUCAGUACGGCUUUGUGAACCACGAUUUCACUGUUGUGGCGACGGUGGUAAUCCACCAGGUUCCGAAGGAGAGCACUCCUUUGCUGGGUGCGAGUCUGGGGGACGGUGCCGGCAAGAAGAUCAUUGGGCUGUCGUACAGCAUGAAUAAAACGUGGGAGACAGUGUUUGAUGGGACAACAAAGACAGCACAGAUAGACACUUGGGAGCCGGGGAGAAAAUACCAGGUGUCGCUCAUACGUCAGGAAGGCAACAAGGGCUUCGUGUACGUGGAUGGUGUAAUUGUGGGGAGCUCGGGAACGAUACCAACACUUGAGACGCUGGGACAUGAAAUCACACAUUUCUACUUUGGGGGCGACGAGGGAGACAUCAACAGCAGUGUGACGGUGACGAACGUCUUUUUGUACAAUCGCCCACUGAAUCCCACUGAGAUGGAUGCAAUCAAGGACAGGAAACCCGUUCCGACGAGAGCUCCAGAACCACAAGUGGAGAGAGCUACCACCACAGAACAUGCGGCUGCGGUAAGCUUUACCUCUGCUGGGAGCGGACUGCUGCCACUGCUUCUUCUGCUUGGGCUGUGGGGAUUUGCGGCUGCGUGA